Molecule: messenger RNA, 3060 nt
Organism: Lodderomyces jiufengensis
Lineage: Eukaryota; Fungi; Ascomycota; Pichiomycetes; Serinales; Debaryomycetaceae
Exons: 1
Coding region: 1-3060 (1019 amino acids)
Molecular function (GO): protein binding
Source: RefSeq, a predicted model, not a curated record
AUGCAGUUAUUCUCAAAUAUAAGACAUGGUGGAAAUCAUCAAUCCAAACCUAAACCACCAACUCAACUUCAAUUUAGUAGUUCAAAUUUAAUUGCAGAUCAAUAUCAUAGAAGAUGUGGAACGAAACAAUCUUAUAGUGAUAGUGAAUUCUCAAACUCUGGUUCAACUUCUUCAUAUACUUCAAGUGAUUCAUAUAAUCCUAUAGAUUUAAAACAUAAUGUAUCACCAAAUCAUAAUAAAAAAAUCCCAGUUGCAUUGAGACCAAAUAUUAAUAUGAUUUCAAAUACAAAUUCACCAAAUAAUCAAGGCUAUUCAGAUUCAAAGAAUUAUUCUUAUCAAAAUCCAUCUGAAGUUAAUACUCCAAAUCAUCAAAGUACUAGAGAAAGCUCAGUGUCUCCAAUUAAAUUACAAUCACCUACAUUAAAUGAACCUUAUGUACCACUUACUAAUGAUAAUACUCCCAUUAAAUCAGUUAAUAAAAAUUUGACGGAUGAAUUACCAAUAAAUGGAUCAGAUACUUCAAUUAAACCUCAGCAAACAGAAUAUUCUCAACCUAUUGAAAAUGGUCACUCAUCAGAAGCUAAAUCAUUAUCACAAAUUGCAUCUCCGAAAGAAUCAACUCCAUCACCAACUAACAAAAAAAGUUCUAAACAAAACACACCAAUUGCAUCUUCAAAAACUAAUCAAUACUAUAAGCAAAAUCCAGGCUCAAGACAAAGUAUAAAUUCAGACGCAUAUAAUCAACAAUUGUAUUUUGGAUAUCAAAAACCGCCACCACAAUUAGCACAUAAUUACAAUCACCAACAAUCAAAUAAUCAACCACUUAAUAAUGAUCAAGAACAAGAUGCAGAUACAGAAUCAGAUGAUGAAAAAACUACAAGUUCUGGAUCUUAUCAACCAACUCAGCAUCCUUAUUAUGAGCAAUGGAAAAUGUACUAUCAAGCAUUAGCAUUUCAACAACAACAACAGCAACAACAAAUGAGGCAGUCAAUGUAUUACCCGAAUCAAAAUAAUAUGCAACAACAACAACAAAAUCCAAUGAUGCCAUACGGGUAUCAACAAAUGAUGCAAAUGCCUUAUAUGUACAAUAAUAUGAACCCAUAUAUGAUGCAGCAACAACAACAACAACAACAACAAUUCCAGCAAAUGCAACAACAGUAUCAGCAACAGCAGCAGCAACCACAACACAAGCUGAAAAGUAGACUAUCAUCAAAUGUCAAUUCUCAUGCACAGUCACUACAAAACGUCUCAAAUCAAUCUACCAAUGAAGCUCAACUAACUGCACCAGAAGUACCUGCUAAAUCAAGACUACCAACAAGUAACUCAGAACCAAACCUCCCACAACAAACUCAAGAUCAAUCACAAAUUUACUUAAACGCUUAUCAAAAAUCAAGAAAAUUUAAAAAUGAUCAAUCCACAGAUACAAAUGAAUUAAUACAAAAUUCAAGAAGAAGUACAGUUAAAUCAAAUAGAUAUGCUUCUGAGCCACAACAUUUUGUACCCAAACCAACUGCCCAUCAUCAACGUGUUGCUUCAUUAGAAGUGAAUUUUAAACCAAAAGUUUUUAAUUCAUAUAAAGACAAUGAAGAUUACGAUGAAGAAGAAGAAGAAGAAGAAGAAGUUGAAAAAGGUGAAACACCAGAAAUAAGCGAAAUAAAAUCUAGAGUUGCUUCUGUUGCUCAUUCAUUAUCUAAUUUGGGAUUAGAAGAUAAAAAUAACAUGAAAAGACAAAUUUCGGAUUAUAACAAAUUUUUAUUUGAUGAUGAUGAAAGCGAUAAAGAAGAUGAGAAUGAAGAAGUUACAAAUAACGCUUCAGAAGAAGCUGUUGAAGAAAAACAAAAUGAAGAUGAUUUUGAUAAAACUAUUGUAAUUGAAAAAACAGCGUCACCGUCACCACAAAUUGAUCAAUUACCAUCACCAAUAGAUAGUUUGAAUCGAAAAGAUACUACAUCAUCAGAAGGUUCGUAUAACUCCAUACAAAGUGAAGAUAGAUUCCAAGUAGCAAGUAUCAGAAGAACUUCAAAACAAUCAACAUUAAAUGAAUCAAGAACUUCAAGACCAAACCAACAACCAAAACAAAAACAAAGAUCACCAACUAUAUCUCCACCACCUUCAUUACCACCUCAUAAUUAUCCAAUGCCACCAAUGCCAGAUAUGAAUAUGAUGCAAACAAAUCCAGUGUUACAAAUGCAAAUGCAAAUGCAAAUGAAUCAAAUGAAUCAAAUGAAUUCAAUGGGUAUGAAUCCUAUGGGCAUAAACCCAUUUGGUAUGAAUAUGGGUAUGAAUCCAAUGCUUUAUCAAAAUACUGAAUAUAUGGGAGAUUUCAACAACAACAACAGUAAACGUCAAAGUAUGAUGGCACCAGAUUCAAAAAGAAUGUCAAUGAUGCAAGAUUAUCAAAACAAGAGAAACAGUAUGCCAACAUUUAAUCAACAACAAAUGAUGAGUCAACAACCGCAAUCACAAAUAAAUCAUAAAACUUUAGAUCCAAUAAUUUUGAAAAAAAUAGAAGAAUUUAAAAACCUAAGAGCAGAAAUUUCACAAGGUAAUAAAUCAAUGGAAUAUAGAUUAUUAUGGGCUAAAAUGUUAAUAAACUCAACAAAUUUCAAACUAUACAAUUACAUUAAUAUCAAAGGAGAAUAUUUACACACAACUCAAUCAUCAUCAUCAAACAAAGCCAUAUUUAUAAAAUCAUCAGUUACUCACAUUUCCAAGAUCAUAAAAGAAAUAGAAACAACAAAUCAAGAUUUAAAAACAAGUUUAAAAUGUAAAGCCUAUUUUAUAAUGGCUUGUUUAUUAAAGAAUGACUUUGUUGAUGCAUAUGGUCAAGAUUUUGGUAUACCUAAAAACAUCAAUCAAAGUAUAAAAUUCUUUAAUAAAGUAUUGGAAUUAAAUAGUAAAGAUUCAAGAGUUUUGUACAAAUUAGGUGAAAUUUAUGAAUAUGAAGUACCUAAUUCAACUGAUUUAGCUAUUGAAUAUUAUUCAAAUAGCUCUCAAUUUGGUUAUGGUAAAGCUACUGAUAAAUUGGCUAAGUUUGGAAUUUCUAUAGAAUCUAUAUAA